AUGGGCUACACACGACGCGGUUCUAAAUUCACUAAUCAUUUCUCCCUCUAUUGUGGAACUCCCGGCUUUUGUUCGAAAGCUCAGAUCACGGCAGCUGCGCGGGGACACCAGGACAGCGCACUUGACUUGCGGAAGAUCUUUUUCUUUCUUUUCUGUGGAUGGAAAGCAGCUUGGUCAAUUUGUUACAAACCAAUAAAUGAGACUGAAAGGAUUACUAUUCUUCUGAUACUGGGUUUUUUACUGGAACAUAUUGUUCUUUCAAAGAAGUAA
Molecule: messenger RNA, 270 nt
Organism: Oikopleura dioica
Lineage: Eukaryota; Metazoa; Chordata; Appendicularia; Copelata; Oikopleuridae
Source: the annotation of a GenBank genome assembly